GGAUCUUCCCAUUUUCAGUAAGGAAUAUGUAUUUCUGAUAAGCUAAUGAAUAUUGUGUUUAUCAGCUAACUCGGCUAAAGACAGUCUGUCGCGUGUCGCUGACGCCACACCUUUGACAUUGGCAUGGAGCGUGAUAGAAGGUUGGCACAGUACUCGCUGUAGGUAUGGCUCUCCCCCAGCUUUCAAGAUCCCUUACUGGACUCUUCGUAGACGCAUCGUCCAUAAUUCAUCCGAGGACGUUUAGUCUGUCGACUGUUGCUGCAGCUGUUCAAAAAAUGACAAGAGUCCGUGUAGUGGACAACAGCAGUCUUGGAAAUACCCCAUAUCACCGAUCGCCAAGAGUGAUCCAUGUCUACACCAAGAAUGGCGUAGGGAAAGUUGGUGACACAGUGUUGCUUGCCAUCAAAGGACAGAAGAAGAAAGCGCUAAUCGUUGGACAAAAAAUGCCUGGAGAACGCAUGAGUCCACGCUUUGAUUCGAACAAUGUCGUUCUGAUCGAGGAAAAUGGGAACCCUACAGGUACAAGGAUUAAGGUUCCUAUGCCCACACAUCUACGGAAACUGGAGGGAGACUACUCUAAAGUGUUAGCAAUUGCUAGUUCAUUUGUUUGAUAACUCCAUCAUUCAGCUGUGAUUUUUUUGAAAUACACAUACUCUGUAUGUUUGACAUCUGCUGGGGUGUAUAUGAACAUUUUAUGCUUCUUUAUAUUUGCUUUUUUCUUCAGUAAACUUUAAAAGAAGCAUAUAUGUCCUUACAGUAUCCUAUCGUUACUUAAUAUAUGUAAAAGACUCAAGUCUUUGUCAACAUGUUUGACUUUUGCUGAGGCGUCUCUAUGCUUACAAUAAAUAUAACCUUUACUGUGAA
Seriola aureovittata is the source of this 864-nucleotide messenger RNA. RefSeq names its product mitochondrial ribosomal protein L14 (gene mrpl14). Gene Ontology annotation, cellular component: ribosome; mitochondrion. Bases 165 to 611 code for a protein of 148 amino acids. The record is from RefSeq and is a predicted model, not a curated record. The transcript is spliced from 3 exons. Gene Ontology annotation, molecular function: structural constituent of ribosome. NCBI's taxonomy places the organism in Eukaryota, Metazoa, Chordata, Actinopteri, Carangiformes, Carangidae. Gene Ontology annotation, biological process: translation.